GAGACAAGGAGAGAGAAGGGCCAUAACUCAUUAGCAGAAGCUUUGUAUGUGUGCAUUCUGCUAUUUGCCACAUAUCUACAAGGGAGUUUCUUCAGAGUACAGAGAAACCUGUGAACUGUCGGGAUUAUUUUAAGUCUUUCCUUGAGAUGUCAGCCAAGAGCUUCAGUAUAGUCACAGUUGCUACUGUGCUUAUUUUCUUCCUAAAGAUACAGCUCUCAGUGCAAGCGCCGUUGAAUGGGUCAAAAUGGUCUUAUAUUGGUCCUGACGGAGAGAAGGCUUGGCCAAAGAAAUACCCAUUUUGUGGAGGAGUAUUCCAAUCGCCAAUAGAUUUCCACAAAGAUAUUCUCCAGUAUGAUUCUAAUCUCUUGCCUUUAGAAUUCAUAGGCUAUAAUGUGCCCUCCACUGAUCAGUUUACUUUGACCAAUAAUGGUCAUUCAGUGAAAAUGUAUCUGUCACCUACUAUGUACAUCAGAAACCUCCCGUUUGAAUACACUGCAUCUCAGCUUCACCUACACUGGGGAAACAGAAACAAGUCAGAAGGCUCAGAGCACACAGUCAGUGGGAAGCAUUUUGCAGCAGAGCUGCAUAUUGUACAUUAUAAUUCUGAGAAAUAUCCAGACGUAACAGCAGCAAUGGACAAAGCGGAUGGACUGGCGGUUUUGGCUAUUCUUCUUGAGAUUGGACCAUUCAACCCAUCCUAUGAAAAGAUCUUCAGGCACUUCCGGAAUGUGAAAUACAAGGAUCAGAUGGUCCAGGUUCCUGGUUUCAAUAUUCGAGAACUGCUUCCUGACAGACUGGAUGAGUAUUAUCGCUAUGAAGGAUCCCUGACAACUCCUCCUUGCUACCCUAGUGUUCUCUGGACAGUUUUCCGACACCCCGUUAAAAUUUCACAAGAGCAGUUACUGGCACUGGAAACGGCCAUGUACUGCACAGAGAGUGAUGACCCAGAACCCUUGGAAAUGGUCGAUAACUUCCGAAAUGUUCAGGAAUUUCAUGAAAGACUGGUUUUUAUCUCCUUCCGUGAAGGUUUUGUUGUUUCUGUCGUGAUAGCCUGCGUUCUGGGAGUUCUCAUCAUUCUUGCAGUAGCCUUCUGGCUACUGAAGAGGAAAAGCUGCAAAAAGGGAGGCAAAGACAACAGAGGAGUCAUCUACAAAUCAGGCAUGUGCAAGGAGGAAAAUGACAUCUCCAAACUUUGAUGCCCUGCUCUGUUAAAAAGUCCCUUUUCAUUCAUAGCACUGAUUUAUUUUGCAUUGGUGGAACACAUCUCAUUCUUGGCUCAUGAUAAACCUCCAGUGUUCGAAAAAUGUACUAGCCAGAAGUUUUCUGCAGCCCUCAUUCUCUUGUCUUCCAGGGAGAUAUGAUCAGUGAAUACUCCUGAGCUAAAUUCCUCACCACAUUCUUCUCAUGUUUGCUGCCUACUGAGUCUGGGUCUUUUAACUGAUUUUACAUUUGAUCCUAAACUCCCGUGUUUUAUGAUUUGUUUAGCACAGAUUUUCCCACCGGUAUUCAAAUCUGAAGACACCCAUCAAGCUACAAGCACUCUUCCCUGCUAAAUCUAGGUAGAUGAGAAUCUGAAUAUGAUUUAGAGAUCAGAAUUUGAACUAGGUUAUUCAGUGGAUAUGGCUUUUUAACUCACAGCAAAUGAUGCUGGUACAUUCACCAGCGGCUUUGUAACACAAAUAUGAGAAGACAAGUGUAAAAACAAUGAAAGCAACAUGGAUUGUUAAUGAGGUUCAAACCCAGAAACUCAGUGCUGAAAAAAAACACUACUGCUAGAGGAACAGCUCACUUUCCAUUUAUUACACAACCUCACAAAUCUGUUACAGAGGUCAGACUCUGUCUGUCAUUGGAAUUCAAGAAGCAUCUUGACUUAUUAUCCUGUUCUUAAUUAUAGUGUGCAUAUGAAUGAUGUGGAGAUAAUGCAGUUGUUGCUGCUUUUAAGCAACUUGACAUGUAAUAAUUAAAUCUUGAUUGAUUUUACAGUGUUUAUUACAACUGCAAUUAUAGUCUAGAUGGUUUCACUGAUUUAGUUACCUGAAUUUAGUAAUUUAAUUAUUAAAAAUAAUCAAUAUUAUCUUUUUAAAAAAAACUCAUAAGCUACUCUGGAGAAGUCUCAUUAUGCAUUUUUGAAAGUGAGAAGCAUAAACGUAACUGUUUCCACUGAAGACUCUGUGAAAUGUCAUUAACUUCAGAAAGGAUAGGUUUUAGCCAGCCUAGCCCCAGAUGUAUGCUGAAUUCCUCUUGGAUUUGACAUGUACAGUGAGGGUCUGAAAUGCUUGUACUUCAGUAUACAGGCAGGAAGUGACUGACACAUGCAUAUACCCAAAAUAACUUCAAGUCUGAAUGCUGCUAAACACUCCUGAGGAAAUUCCAAUCUUAACUUUACACUUAGAAUCAUUUUAUAUUCAGUAGCCACAUUUGUGAUUUUAAAUAGCUAAAUUGUUAUUGUAUGUGUUUUCUCCUUUAAAGAUAGCAGAUGCAUACUUGGUUUAGAUUCUUCCCCUUCCACCCCCAAGAAAACCAUUUGAUGUCAAAAGCUUUUGAGUGAAGGGAGAAAUAACUUAUUAAUACUUAUUGUACAUGAAAUUUAGGAGCAUAAUCUUACAACAAAGUACACUACAUUUGCCAGCAUUUUUAUCUUGCAUAAACAAGCAAAUAAAGAUCAUCUCGUUGAAAUGUUUGAUCUCACUGAAAAAGCAGCAUUUGUGUGCUAUGGGGAACAAUACUUGCUCUUUGAAUACAGGUCUUUAAAGACAAG
Messenger RNA from Athene cunicularia (burrowing owl), 2758 nucleotides. It is a transcript of the gene CA12, whose product is annotated as carbonic anhydrase 12. Bases 147 to 1196 code for a protein of 349 amino acids. The transcript has 10 exons. Gene Ontology annotation, cellular component: plasma membrane. Lineage: Eukaryota; Metazoa; Chordata; Aves; Strigiformes; Strigidae. The record is from RefSeq and is a predicted model, not a curated record. Gene Ontology annotation, molecular function: zinc ion binding; carbonate dehydratase activity.